AUGAGAAUUCGAAAAGAACGUACUAUUGAUAGAUCACUUCAAGAUGAAAUUAAGAAAGAAACUAAAACUUGGAAUAAGAUUCUUGAACGAAUCUUAGACGCAAUCAUGUUUCUAGCCAAGCAGAAUUUAUCUUUUCGUGGUCAUCGAGAAAACAUUAACAAUAAUAAUAGCAGUGGUGGUAAUUUCUUAGAACUAAUAAAACUUAUAGGAAAAUAUGUUCCUGUUAUAAAAGAACAUUUGAUAAAUAUUCGUCUGGCUAGCGAAAGACGAAUACACUUGCCAAUUUCUUACUUGUCACCAGAUAUUCAGAAUGAGUUUAUUAUUCUUCUUGCACGUUGUGUGAAAAACGAAAUUUUGAGCGAGAUACGUGAAGCAAAGUAUUAUGCCAUUCUUUUUGAUAGUACACCAGAUGUUGCACAUAUUGAUCAGAUGACAGAAAUAAUUCGAUAUGUAAAGAUUGAUGAUGCAAAAGUAGAAGUCAAAGAGAGCUUUUUACAGAUUCUUCCUAUGAAAGGAAAAUCUGCUGAAAAAAUUGUAGAAAUGAUUCUAAAAUUACUGAAUGAGGACAAACUGCUGAUUGAAAAUUGUCGCGGCCAAGGCUAUGAUAAUGCUAUCACGAUGUCAGGCGUUCACCAUGGAGUGCAGUAG
Pseudomyrmex gracilis is the source of this 648-nucleotide messenger RNA. Its product is annotated as zinc finger MYM-type protein 1-like. The record is from RefSeq and is a predicted model, not a curated record. Bases 1 to 648 code for a protein of 215 amino acids. The transcript has a single exon. NCBI's taxonomy places the organism in Eukaryota, Metazoa, Arthropoda, Insecta, Hymenoptera, Formicidae.